This is a messenger RNA of Helicoverpa armigera (cotton bollworm), 2500 nucleotides long. RefSeq names its product E3 ubiquitin-protein ligase Hakai (gene Hakai). Gene Ontology annotation, molecular function: ubiquitin protein ligase activity. Gene Ontology annotation, biological process: regulation of cell adhesion; protein ubiquitination. Lineage: Eukaryota; Metazoa; Arthropoda; Insecta; Lepidoptera; Noctuidae. The coding region runs from base 296 to 1429 and encodes 377 amino acids. The transcript is spliced from 8 exons. The record is from RefSeq and is a predicted model, not a curated record.
GUAGUUUAGUCGAAUACUCGUUCGAAUUAGUCGAAUAGUAUUUACUUCACUAAUGUUAAUAAUCGAUGAAUAGCUGUAUUCGUGACUUGAUUGUGAUUGUAAUGGAAUUUUAUUAAACUGAAUAAAAUCCCUCCAAAUUGAAUUGGAUAAUCUAAAUUAGUGAUUAUUUAUACAAACUUUUAUAGCAUCGUGGCGUAGCUUGUUGGUGUUUAGUGUCUUUCACUAGUUGAGUGAGAGGUUAAGUGAUCACUGUUAAAGUUCAGGUGAAAAAAAGGCGGCUUUUCUGCUAAUAAUUAUGAAUAGUGAGAAGAGAAAUGCCCGGGGCAGGGGCCGUGGUCGGGGCCGCGGCCGCGGUCGUGGUCGGGGCAGAGGCCGAGGAAAGAAAGUUCCAAAAGUAAUGUCAAGUGAUGAGGAGGAAUGUUCCGUGGAAGAAACCUCUCAGGAACAGGAAGAAAUCGUUAACGAAGAUCCUAAAGAGGAACCAGAACCUACUGAACCAGCUAAAUUGGAAGUUCCCUCAGAUAUAUCUCAACUAGAAGCUCCAGUCUUCACCACACUUCAGCGUGGCCCUCCAGAGCCUAUGCUAAGGCUCGACUGGAGCCACCGAGCCACCCUCAUCGGGGAGAAAGUCCUCAAUCCUAUGAUUUAUUGCUGUGAUAUAUGCUCUAAACCUAUUCUCAUAUAUGGACGAAUGAUACCAUGCAAGCAUGUAUUUUGUUUGUCUUGUGCCAGAGCUGAACAUACACACUGCCCUAGAUGUAGAGAAAAGGUCUUGCGAGUAGAACAAACUGGAUUAGGCACAGUAUUCAUGUGUACACACUCUGGUACGCGUUAUGGUAACACAGGGUGUAGGAGAACUUAUUUAUCUCAGAGAGAUCUACAGGCUCAUAUCAACCAUAGACACGUGUCUUCGGGAGCCGUGGAGAGCAAACCUGAGCCUGAAGCCCCUUCGAAUACAGUAGCUAUUGUCAAACCAUUAACUUUGCCGCCGUCGGCCGGCGACCCGCGCGGGCACCCUCACGCGCACGCGGGCGGCGAGCGGCCCCGCGCGCGCAGCAACCUCAUCACGGUGCCCAUACAGGACCAGACUGACUCACACGCUUACUAUAAUUAUUAUCCGCCACCACAGCCAGUGCCGCCACCCUCGCUGCCGCCGGUAUCAUCAGUACCGGUACUAGCACACACGAUGAGCGUGCCGCCGCCGACGUACUACGCGACCGCACCGCCGUACUCCGCGCCGCCGGCUUAUGUGCAGCCCGGUGGCAGCAUGUCAACAAACGUAUCAGGCGUUUCACCCAUGUCAUCAACCGUUCCCAUGGGAUCCGUAAACGCCAUGGGCGAGGGUGCCCGCUGGGGCGAGGGUUACCAGCAACCCUCAGUACCAGUCCAACAGUGGCCGCCUCAAGGUCAACACCACUACUAUAGGUAGCCUUUGUAUAAACGCCGCUUUUCGUGGCGAGAUCGAGAGUGACAAUUGUGUGACUCGAGGACUUGAAGUAAUGGAUAUUGGAGAUUAUAAAUAUAUGAUGGUUUGAACUUGUUACUUGGGGCGUUUCUGUGACAGUGAGUAUGUAUUGUGAGAAUAAGUAUGUUUUGAUGGCUGGCAUUGUCUUUGCCAAACUUAAUGACGAAUUGGAAUAUCAAGCGGGUAGCGUACCAGUAACCAUUUUAGGUAUCAGCGAGCGGUAGAGGUGCAGGUAUGAGCUACACGCAAUCGGAAGUUAGUUGCGAGCCGUCAUCAAGUUUGGCGUGAAUUGAAGAAUGUAAAAAAUCUGAAUAAAUUGUUAUUAUAAUUCAAUAAGCAUAUUGCUUGGUUAAUCAAUUUGAAACUGCCACAAAUGAUGAAAUUGAAACUAGAACCCAGCUUUAUUACGUAUUUGUCAUACAGUCUGAUAAGUGUUAUCUAGUAUGUUAGAUAUUAUGCCUGUCUGGUAUCAUUGACCGCGCCCCGAUAGUAUCGCCUAGACAACUCACUCAAACAAUAAAUUGGCGUUAUGAAGUACCGUAAAAUACGUUUAUAUAUUUCCACAUUAUGUGGUAUAGGAUAAUCUCAUAGUGUACAGGUCACAAGAAAGUCUAUUUUAUACUAGAAUUCAUUUAUUUUGUAUUGAAUUGAAUAUCUGUAGUUUAUUUUUUCUUCAGCUAAUAGAUUUAUGUUCCAUUUUCUGUACAUUAGUAUAAACAUGUAAUGAUAAUUAUAUUUACUCAUAAUAAGGGGUUAUUGUUGUGCUAAGAGAUAUAUCCUGUUUGUAAUGUGCAAUUUUCUAACUUUAACCCCUAUAUUUAUUUGUCUUUGCAGUGCCUUACUUGAUAUAGGCAUCACAACGAAUGUUUCUAUGUAUGCUAUAGUGUAAAUCAUUUAUUAUUUUAUUUACUUUCUCCACCUGUGCCCAUUAGAACUACUAUAACUUUUAAUUAAUUCCUUAUUCUGUUGAUCUGACAUGGAAAAUAAGACAAUUUUGUAAAAAAGAAAUGAAGAGAAAAGCAAUAAAAAUCUUAA